This is a messenger RNA of Xyrauchen texanus (razorback sucker), 4454 nucleotides long. Its product is annotated as NACHT, LRR and PYD domains-containing protein 3-like. Gene Ontology annotation, molecular function: protein binding. The transcript has 12 exons. The record is from RefSeq and is a predicted model, not a curated record. Lineage: Eukaryota; Metazoa; Chordata; Actinopteri; Cypriniformes; Catostomidae. The coding region runs from base 175 to 3744 and encodes 1189 amino acids.
UGGAAAUUACAUAAGGAGAGAAACAUAGAAAAAGUUCGACAGUUUUUGUUCCACUGAAUUGUCUGAAACAAUCAAUAAAUUCAUUGUGAAGUAUUUUGUUGGUGAUAUUCUAGUCAGUAAAGAGGAACAUCAACAGUUCUUGACAGGUGUUCAGUGGACUGUUCAGAUGAUGUCAUGGACUCCACAAAGGAUCUCAGUGGACAGACAGACACAGGGAAGGUCAAGAGUGUCAUUCAUGGAGAAUCUCCUGAAUCCAGCUGUGUGUCCAUGAAGAGUGACCGGUCAAUGGAUGCUCCACAUAAAUUCAGUUCAGGAGCCCCUUGUGCUGAUGUGAGUGUCAUUCAUGGAGAAUCUCCUGAACCCAGCUGUGUGUCCAUGAAGAGUGACCAGUCAAUGAAUCGUCCAAUUUUCUUCAGUUCAGGAGAAUCUUUGAUCAAAUACAGAAACAAACAGGAUGAAUCAGAGUCAACUGCUGGGAAAGUGCCAUUGGACUCCAUUUUUGAGGAACUUGAGCACAAAAUCAUCUCUCUGAUGAAGAAAGAGCUGAAGAGUUUCAAGAGACUACUGAUCUCAGAUUCCCCAGCAUGCUCUGAGAGAGAGGAGGAGGAUGAUGAAGGUCAGAGCAGAGUCAGAGAGGGGUUUCUGAAGAUCACACUGCACGUCCUGAAGAAGAUGAAGCAGACAGACCUCGCUAACACACUUCAAACCAAACUGAUUUCUGUGCAUCAACAAAAACUCAAAACAAAACUAAAAGAGAAAUUCCAGAGAAUUACUGAAGGAAUGGCAAAUCAAAGCAGCUCAACACUUGUGAAUGAGAUCUACACAGAGCUGUACAUCACAGAGGGAGGGAGUGCAGAGAUCAAUAAUGAACAUGAGGUGAGACAGAUUGAGACAGCAUCCAGGAGAGCAGAGACACAGGAAACACCAAUCAAAUGCAAUGACAUCUUUAAAGCCUUACCUGGACAAGACAAAGCCAUCAGAACUGUGCUGACUAAAGGAGUUGCUGGAAUUGGGAAAACUGUCUCUGUGCAGAAGUUCAUUGUGGACUGGACUGAAGGAAAAGCAAAUCAGGAUGUUCACUUCAUAUUUCCACUUCCUUUCAGAGAGCUCAAUCUGAUGAAGCACAAAAAUAUCAGUUUGAUGGAUCUUCUUCAUCAGUUUUUCACAGAUACAAAAGAACUGAGAUCAACAUUCCUUGAUGACUACAAAGUCAUUUUCAUUUUUGAUGGUCUGGAUGAGUGUCGACUUCCUCUAGAUUUCCAGAACAAUGAUAUUUUGUGGGAUGUGACAGAAUCGGCCUCAGUGGAUGUGCUGCUGACCAACCUCAUCAAGGGGAAUCUGCUUCCUUCUGCUCUGCUCUGGAUCACCUCUCGACCAGCAGCAGUCAAUCAGAUUCCUCCUGAGUGUGUUGACCAGCUCACAGAUGUACGAGGCUUCAAUGACCCUCAGAAGGACGAGUAUUUCAGGAAGAGAAUAAAAGAUGAGCGUCUGGCCAACAGAAUCAUCACACACAUGAAAUCAUCAAGAAGCCUGUACAUCAUGUGUCACAUACCAGUCUUCUGUUGGAUUUCAGCCACUGUUCUUCAGAGACUGUUGAGUGAAGCAGAGAGUGCAGAGAUCCCCAAGACUCUCACUCAAAUGUUCACACACUUCCUGAUCUUUCAGAGCAAACUGAAGAGCCAGAAGUAUGAUGGGAAAUGUGAGGUGGAUCUUCAGCAGGCUAGAAAGAGGAUUCUGUCACUGGGAAAACUGGCUUUUCAACAGCUGGAAAAAGGGAACCUGAUCUUCUAUGAGGAGGACCUGAGAGAGUGUGGCAUUGAUGUCAGAGAAGCGUCAGUGUACUCGGGAGUUUGUACCCAAACCUUCAGAGAGGAGUUUGGACUGCACCUGGGGAAGGUGUUCAGCUUUGUGCAUCUGAGCAUUCAGGAGUUUCUCGCUGCUUUAUUCAAGUUUCUGCAAAACAAGUCAAGAAUGAGUGAUUUCCUGAAGAGUGAAGUGGACAAGGCCUUACAGAGUGAGAACGGUCACCUGGACCUUUUCCUUCGAUUCCUUCUGGGUCUCUCACUGAAGUCCAAUCAGACAAUCUUACGAAACCUACUGACACAGAGAGGAAGCAGCUCUGACAGCAAACAGGAAAUUGUUGAGUACAUUAAGAUGAAGAUCAGGGAGAAUCCCUCUCCAGAGAAAUCCAUCAAUCUGUUCCACUGUCUGAAUGAACUCAAUCAUCAUUCUCUAGUGCAGGAAGUACAAACAUACGUGAACAGAAGAGAUAUCAAUCGUCUCUCUGGAGUCAGUCUCUCUCCUGCUCAGUGGUCAGCUCUGGUGUUUGUGUUGCUGAACUCAGAAGAGGAGCUGGAUCAGUUUAAUCUGAGGAAAUAUGCUCCAUCAGAUGAAUGUCUACUGAUGCUGCUGCCGGUGAUCAAAGCAUCCAGAAAAGCUGAUCUGAUGGGCUGCAAUCUGACAGAGCAAAGUUGUUCAGCACUGGGCUCGGUUUUCAGCUCAAACUCCUCAAGUCUGAGAGAGCUGAACCUAAGUAACAAUGACCUGCAGGAUUCAGGAGUGAAGCUGCUGUCUGAUGCACUGAAGAGUCCUCACUGUACACUGGAAAUACUGAGGUUUGCAGCUUGUAGAUUCACUGGUCAGUGCUGUGAAAGUUUGUCUUCAGUUCUACAAUCAUCAAAAUCCCUUAGAGAGCUGGACCUGAGUAACAAUGACCUGCAGGAUUCAGGAGUGAAGCUGCUCUCUGAUGCACUGAAGAGUCCUCACUGUAUACUGGAAAUAAUGAGGUUUGCUGCUUGUAGAUUCACUGAUCAGUGCUGUGAAAGUUUGUCUUCAUUUCUACAAUCAUCAAAAUCCCUGAGAGAGCUGGACCUGAGUAACAAUGACCUGCAGGAUUCAGGAGUGAAGCUGCUCUCUGAUGCACUGAAGAGUCCUCACUGUACACUGGAAAUACUGAGUUUAUCUGGCUGUAUGGUGACAGAGGAAGGCUGUUGUUCUGUGGCAUCAGCUCUGAGAUCAAAUCUCUCACGCCUGAAAGAGCUGGAUCUGAGCUACAAUCACCCAGGAGAAUCAGGAGUCAGGCUGCUCUCUGAAAGACUCAACGAUCCAAACUGCACACUGGACAAACUUAAUGUGGAUCAUGGAGGAGAGUUCAGGAUUACAGCAGGACCACACAAAUAUGUCUGUGAUCUCACACUGGAUUCAAACACAGUAAACACUGAACUCAUUCUGUCUGAGGGGAACAGGAAGGUGACAGGCGUGAGAGAGCGUCAGUCAUAUCCUGAUCAUCCAGAGAGAUUUGAUGUGUGUCAGGUUCUGUGUAGAGAGAGUCUGACUGGACGCUGUUACUGGGAGACUCAAUGGAGUGGAGUUGGUGCUGUUAUAUCAGCGUCAUAUAAAGAAAUCAGCAGGAAAGGAGUGAGUGAAGACUGUGUGUUUGGACUCAAUGUAAACUCCUGGAGUCUGUGGUGCUCUAAUAACACAUUCACUGUCCGUCACAAUAAUAACAGCACUGACAUACGUCCCCCUUCACACGACUGUAAGAGAGUAGGAGUGUAUGUGGACUGUCCGGCCGGCACUCUGUCCUUCUACAGCGUCUCUGACACACACACACUCACACACUUACACACACUCAACACCACAUUCACUCGACCCCUCUAUGCUGGAUUUGGAGUAGUUUAUCCUGGUUCCUCAGUGUGUGUGUGUGAAAUGGAUCAUCAGAGACACACACACACAACUGGAUGAGUGAAAUAUACUCACUGUAUCUCACAUCAACACAACUCCAAACUCUUUCUAGAAAUCAUUUCAUCAAUGAAACUGAUUGAAUUCAAUACAAUGACAGUACUUUGUGUCUCACUGUGAUGUGAUUGAACUUAUUUACUAUCAGAUUCAAUAAUAAAAAUAAUGAUUUUAAAUGAAUAAAUGAGUCUAUAUAUGAACUCUUUAUUAAACACACGGCACAUUCAGAUACUCAUUGUUUUAUUUAUACUAAAUAAACAUUUACAAAUACAGAAUUCUUGUGAUUUUUCUACAGUAUAUAAAUCUUAAUACUUAACAGACAAUUCUAGAAAAAACAGCUUCACACUUUUGCAUUCAUAAAUGGAUUUAUAAGAACUAAUUACAGGAUCAUUUAAAGUUGGUGUAAAUUUGACAGAUUUGAAGAGUUCACUCAUUGAUAAAAGUCAAAUGCUGUCAUCAUACACACACCCUCAUGUUGUUCUGAACCUUACACAUUUUUAUUCUGUGAAACACAAAAGGAAAUAUACGGCAGAACAUUAGAGACUGACAUUCUCAGUCACCAUUUUCUUUCAUUGCAUCUUUCUUUUCAAUUGAAGUGAUUGACUGAAAUUCAAUAUUGCAAAAGCUUCUGUUGUUUUAUCCAAAGCGCUUAUUACAGGGACAAUAAGAGAAUAAUUUACUGUAAAAAAUUGCAUGUACUCUUGUUCUUUUUACCA